AUGGCGACGCCUCCCACCAUCAUAGUCAACGCGUUAUCCGCCAACCCCUCAGACUACGCCUGGUCACCAUUUUCAGACCCUCAACAUCGCUUGGAAGAAGAACGCAGUUGGCUUUACUACCUCGCCGAGAUCUCCCUCCGGCGGACGAUCAAAAGCACUAUGUCCGUGUUGUACCGAAAAGGCGAGGCCUACUGGCUGAGGAACGAAGAUUUAUUAGUCCGACAAUAUGACGAGUUUGAAACGGAAAUUUCGCAAUUACACUCCCAUCUUCCGCCCCUGAUCCAAUUCACCGAACACGACUACCCAGACAACGAACUCGCAUUCUACCUCCAAGGCCGGUUCCAAGGUUGGCGCGAAUCAACCCUCCGGCCGCUCCUCUACUGCGCCAUCCAUGGAACCCAUAGCCGUGGCCAACAUGGCCAGAGCCAGCAGCACCCUACGAACCCGCGCGUGAUUCACCUCGCUCAAAGAGCCGUCGACACUUGCGCCGCCAUGAUCGUCAAAACGGCGCACCACCACCGCCAUGGCGGAAGCUGGUUCGUCGCCCGCCGCGCAUUCUCCUGCGCCGUCAUGGUCCUCGCGGUCGUCGCGGCAGAGAACCGCCCUGUGGACCCGCCCUCGAACUGGAACUCUCUCGUGCGGCUUGCGCUGAGGGUUCUCGGGCGAUGGGGCAGAGAGGCGCAUGAUCUCGAGCGCAUGCGGGAGACGCUCCAGCGGCUCUUCCACAGAGUGCAGCAAAAGGUGGGUUCCGGAGUGGCGGUAUGA
This is a messenger RNA of Colletotrichum fioriniae, 765 nucleotides long. RefSeq lists its product as uncharacterized. NCBI's taxonomy places the organism in Eukaryota, Fungi, Ascomycota, Sordariomycetes, Glomerellales, Glomerellaceae. The record is from RefSeq and is a predicted model, not a curated record.